CAAAAGUCAAUGAAUGCCACUCUGUUCUCUCUCUUGUAUAUUGCAAAGAAAUCACUUAGAAAAUCAUAAGCAACACACACCAUACCCAAAAUAUUUAUCAAUAAAUUCAUCAAUUUCCAUUCUAUAAAAACACAAACACAAAUACAUAUAUUCAUCAACAACCAAACCCAAUUUAUCAUCACAAAAAAAAAAAAAAAUCACCAAUAUGUGUUGCAAACCUGGUUGGUUUUGGUGCAUCUAUUGCACAAUUUCCUCAGUCGUGUUAUUCGGCUUUAUUUCUUCAAUAAUUUUUUGGAUAGUAAUUUCUCCCUCAAGUGUGAAGUUCUAUGUAACGAACGUUGCUCUUACAGAAUUUAACUUGACAAACAACAAUUUAUAUUAUAAUUUCAAACUCAACAUCACCGCGAGAAACCCCAACAACAACAUCGUCGUGUACUAUCGAAGAAUCAUCGCAAUUGCUUGGUACAAAGACAACGAAUUUAGUUACGUGAGUUUGGCACCCUUUGAUCAAGGACACAAGAAUACUACUUUUCUCGGGCCGAUAGUGUUUAAAGGGAACAAUAUGAUAAAACUUGGUCGUAAACAACUUGAUGAGUAUAGCGAAGAGACCCGUUUGGGAAUUUAUGAAGAUUUGGCUGUUGAUUUGGAUGUUCGAAUUCGAGCUAAGUUUGGAAGGUUUAGAAGUGGUCGUUUUAAUCCACCAGUUGUUCAAUGUCGUCGUUUGAGAAUUCCUUUGAUUUCUUCUUCCAAUGUUAACUCAUCAUCAACACAUACUUUUAGUAACAAAAGAUGUAGCAGCGGUUCUUUCUUUACAGAUCGUGAUGCAGAUGCAGGAGAUUGAUAUCAAAUUUAUAUAACUAUGUGAAUUUUUUAUAUAGUAUUUUCUUUCCAUCACUUUCCUUCAAUUUACAACAUACUAUAUAUCAUGUGGCUGUAACAAUAUUACAUUUUAUUUGAAUAUACAAUACAAUGUGUUUGUUUAUUUCUA
Cicer arietinum (chickpea) is the source of this 988-nucleotide messenger RNA. Its product is annotated as NDR1/HIN1-like protein 10. Lineage: Eukaryota; Viridiplantae; Streptophyta; Magnoliopsida; Fabales; Fabaceae. Gene Ontology annotation, cellular component: plasma membrane; plasmodesma. The record is from RefSeq and is a predicted model, not a curated record. Gene Ontology annotation, biological process: defense response to other organism.